Messenger RNA from Desarmillaria tabescens, 3159 nucleotides. RefSeq lists its product as uncharacterized. Lineage: Eukaryota; Fungi; Basidiomycota; Agaricomycetes; Agaricales; Physalacriaceae. The coding region runs from base 407 to 2986 and encodes 859 amino acids. The record is from RefSeq and is a predicted model, not a curated record. The transcript has 6 exons.
GCAUGUUCCUCCCACAGACCAGUGAUUAGGACUUGACUAGGCCAGUAAAUAUGUAGAGAUGUAAACUAUGGACAAACGAAGGCUAAGAGAGGUGCUGAGUUCUAACUGAUAGUACUCUAUCAAACAGUGACUGGCCCCCGGUUAACUGCAUCACUUAAUAAACGCAUCUCUGUUUAAUAUAUAAAUGAUAAGCGAUAUUUGAAUUCUGCGCGUUAUUAUCGCGAUUGAAUACUCUUUAUAGUCGAGGGCCCAGUGAUGGAGGAACGAACGAACGUGCAAAACGUGGUCUGAUUUCUGUUUUGGAUCUGCGUGGGAGAUUAAUUUCAGGGCUGCCCCAACAUUCUACUUACCGGGUCUUGCUCCCGCCACUUCCUUCUACUGUCUGUGGCAGCUGACGACAAGUUGGAUGGCCAGCAAUCAAGGCCAGCAAACUCUUUACGACAGAGUAGAUGUGCAUAAAUCAUGCAAAUCAUUGGAGACCUUGCUCGGCGUCUUAAGCGACUAUUGUGAGGCUGCCGAAGCUGUGGUAAUAUUGCAGAAGAAGUUGGCAAAGGCUCUCCGUGAAAGCGCUGGAUUGAAAAGCACGACCGGCAUCGCUGCCAACGCGUUGGGUGCUAGUGCCAACAUCUUCGAAGCUCUCUCCGAUAUCGACGCUAAGUUUGCGAAGAUAGCUGACAAGGAAUACGAAGGAAUCAGUACCGAGGUCAGGAAAUGGUUCAAGAAACUUGCCAAAGAGGAGAAGGCUCAUGACGAUAGAAUCGCUGUUGCCAAUGGCAAGAUUAAGCAAGCAGGUCAGGUCUACGAGAAGAAGUCCAAGAAGAGUGCUCGCGACGCCAGUGACGAGCAUGCACGUUACAUCACUCUUAUCAGCGCUCUUGGACCGGAAAUAUCCCAGGAAAAGUACAACCACACAUUGUUCGUAACGCAACGGCAUACAUCUACGACAUUCAAUGUGGCAGCAUGUAUGUCACGUAUAGCUGAUGCUGAAUGGCUCCGAGCUUGUGAAGGUGUUCGUCGAUAUGCACCAACCGUGGGGCCCUUGGGUGAAUGGAGAGCUCUUUGCGAAGGGGGCUGGGGAGGUCCUAUGCCUCCGGACUUGCCUGACCUCGAUACCACCGCUCAACAGCAGCCUCAACUACAGCCACCGCCACAACCGCAAACUGUUCGCGAACAUAUAAAUGGCGCGCUCGAUGAAGACCGGCCUUCGCCACCGAUGUAUCGGCAAGCUGAAGCUAUUAACUUGAACUCGCAAGAGCCAACAGAAGCCCAUCCUGGGAUGUGGUCCGCAUAUGAGAAAGAAAGGGAACAAUCAUCACCCAUACCUUCCCCUACGCAGCCUCAAUACCCCCAAACGCCAACAAGUGCUGCACCACAGAAGCAGAACCAGUCAACACCGCCUUCCUCUUUUGACAAUCCUAUCCGGCCAUUUUUGGAUCCUAAUACAGGGUCCGUGAGAUCAUUAUCUGCAUUCCCUGCACCUCCUACCCACUUCCCGCUUCCUCCCGUUAAUUCGCAGCGGCAACAGCAGACUUCUCUAGGACAGUCAUCUCACUCAUCGUCUGCUUCUCAUGUCAGCAUCCCGACAUUGUCCCGACCAUCCGACGUCCGCAUUCCUGGUGGUGAUGAGAGCAUCACUGGGGAGACGACAUCGACAUCACCUGUCUCUGCCCCGCCUUCCCCUCAACAGAAAUUCAAUGACAAACCUGACAUAAGUAAUCAGUCAAGUGGAAGCGCGUCAGAUAGCCAUGACGGCCUUCGACGUCCGACACCUGUACGGUCACUGACGGUGCCAAGUUUAGAAGAAUCAUCAGGAACUGUAGCGGAGCGUUCGUCUACCUCCUCAAAUACCUCCAAACCACCUAAUGAGCGCGAAUUUGGGUCCGGUUACAAGUCGCCAACCCGAGGAAUCGAUAGUGUGAAAGGUAAAGAUGUAGACAGACAUGACACUGCGACAAGUAGUGGUAGUGUGGUAGCUGCGAUGCGCAGCCGUUAUUCAUACGAUUCUGGAGCUUCCUCUCCUCCGCCUAGGGAUAUCCCUCGGUUACCUAUGAGCGUGACCGAUCUGGCUACCCGGUAUCAACCUAGUGACGGGCCCUCAUCCCCAAGAAUCAGAGCUUCUUCCCCGCCUAUCGCUCGUCCUCUACCUCCUCUGGAUUUUUUCUCUCAAGCGCGGCAAGCCGAGGCGUCCUUCCGUGAAAGAAGCCCUCCGGGAGCGUUCCGUGACGCGUCUACGACGCCCACACCCACGUCCAUGCCACAACCGAAUCUCCAGACUCACACCGCAGCGCAUGACGAUGCCGUUCGACGUCAGCAACGUCUCGAAGAGCUGGAAAUUAAAGAAAAGGAACAGAAACUUCGUGCCAGAGAGCUAGAAAUUGAGCUCAAAUCUCGGGAGUUGGAGAGACAACGAGAUUUUUUGAUGAGUAGCUCAACCGCACUUGGCAGAAACCGAGAUGGAUAUAUUAGUGAAGAUCGUUCACUCAGCGGCCAUGGCAGAGAUUCCGAUAGACAAGCGAGGGAUACUUCACUGUCCCGCUCACGAGACGACGUGCGAAAUGAGAUUCCACGACCGCCACACGCAAACUCUCUCGCACCUCCAUCAACACGCACCUUGGGAAGCAGCAGUGAGGAAAACGGGAAUUCCGACAGAUCGGGACAAUCACUCAACCAACUGCACCCGCCUUAUUGCACUUGUGACACUUGCAAGAAUUCCAGAUAUGGCGGAACCACAAGUCGCCCUGGAGAGAAAAGCAAAGGCGGUUGGAUGCGGAGAUUGAGUAUGCCGAUUGUUGCUGGAAAUGCGUUUUUGGAUGCUAAACGGCAUGGAGGGACAAUGAAGAGAGGAUUGAUGUCGUUGGACGGGAAGAAAAAUGCCAGCACGACUAUACUUGCUCAGGAGGAUGGCCGGUUGACCACUGGAGGUAGGAGAAGCUAUGAUGCAUCUGGGAUCAGCAACCGAAGCGUCACGAAUCUAGGCAGGAGGUAAUAUGGUGCAUAUUUUUGGAUACUCUGGAACGGAUUUACUUCUGUAACUUAUAUUUAUACGGGCUCCGUACUUAUACCGUCUACUUUAUUAUGCUAAUACUUACGGAUAUCACCAAUAGUGUACUGAUUUUUGUGUCUUUCUUCUUCAUGACGCUUAUGUAUUGUAACGCAUUU